CGCGCUUGUGAGUGACCGCACUGAUUAGCAGCAAAGCAGUAGGGGAGUUUUAGACCGUCACCGAACGGAGAGGGACUGCUAUUGAAUUACACCCAAAAACGCGAGGAUUAAAAGAAAAUGCGUAUCCUUUCGGCACGGACCUGAAUGUCGUGGAUUUGCUGAGUGCUUCCCGGUGGGAGAGAGAGAAGACAACAAAUUGACUGAGUGGGAAUGCAGGGAAUUAAAUAGAGACUUUGCGUUUGUGAGCGUCCGACCGCUGCAACCCAUCCUGAGAAAAGACUACAACUUCAGUCUUCAGUUUUCACGUCUGGAGUGGUAAUGUCUUGACGUGGUGAUCCCCCCAGACCAGUGAAGGACGUGCCAGUGCCAGGCUGUUGCUAAUGGGAACGACUGCUCCGCCAUGAGUGCUCGUGAUGGCGUCGGUGGUGUCGGAGGCAUGGGCACCCUGGGUCGGCGGCAGCGCUUUGAGAACUCGGAGUUCACAGUGCGUAUUUACCCGGGCGACCUGGCAGAGGGCACCAUCUACUGCCCUAUUAGCGCACGCAAGACCACCACGGCUGCCGAGGCCAUCGAGCGGGUCAUCGAGCGGCUGCAGCUGGAUCGCACCCGGUGUUAUGUUUUGGCCGAGGUGAAGGAGUUCGGUGGAGAAGAAUGGAUUUUAAACCCCAGCGACUGCCCGGUGCAAAGGAUGAUGCUGUGGCCCCGGGUGGCUCUGGAGCACCGGCCCCUUUCUGGAGGAGAGGACUACCGCUUCCUCCUGCGGCAGAAGAAUCUGGACGGGUCCAUUCACUACGGUGGUAGCCUCCAGAUGUGGCUGCAGGUGACCGAGGAGCGCAGGCGGAUGGUGGAACGCGGACUCCUGCCGCAGCCUGAAUCUCAGGACCACUCAGAUCUGUGUCGUCUGUCGGAGCUCAACGAGCGCUCGCUGCUGGACAACCUGCGCUCGCGUUUCCGGCAGGAAAAGAUCUACACGUAUGUCGGAAGCAUCCUCAUCGUCAUUAACCCUUUUAAGUUCCUACCCAUCUACAACCCCAAGUAUGUGAAGAUGUAUGAUAAUCAUACACUGGGAGAAGUAGAGCCACACAUUUAUGCAGUGGCUGAUGUGGCCUACCACGCCAUGCUGCAGAGACAGAGCAAUCAGUGCAUUGUUAUUUCUGGGGAGAGCGGAUCUGGGAAAACGCAAAGCACAAACUUUCUCAUUCACCAUCUAACUGCUCUCAGUCAGAAGGGUUUUGCUAGUGGCGUGGAGCAGAUCAUCCUGGGGGCGGGGCCAGUUUUGGAGGCAUUUGGGAAUGCAAAGACAGCCCACAAUAACAACUCGAGUCGCUUUGGCAAGUUCAUCCAGGUGAACUACCAGGAGAGCGGCAUGGUGAGAGGAGCUUAUGUGGAGAAAUACCUCCUGGAGAAGUCACGGCUAGUCUAUCAGGAGCACAAUGAACGGAACUACCAUGUAUUUUACUACCUGCUGGCAGGAACAAGUGAAGAGGAGAGGACAGCCUUCCACCUCAAGAAGCCUGAAGAGUACCAUUACCUCUCUCAGAUGACAAAGAAACCCCAUCGACCGCACUGGGACAGUUACUGUGAGAGUGAACCGGACUGCUUCACAGUCGAAGGAGAAGACCUGAAGCAUGACUUUGAGAGGCUUCAGCUGGCCAUGGAGAUGGUGGGCUUCCUCCCUGCAACACGCAAACAGAUCUUCUCCCUGCUCUCAGCCAUCCUUCACCUCGGAAACAUCCGCUAUAAGAGGAAAACCUACAGGGAUGACUCCAUCGACAUCUGUAACCCAGAAGUGCUGCCGGUCGUCUCAGAGCUGCUGGAGGUCAAAGAGGAGAUGCUGUUUGAAGCUCUGACAACACGGAAGACUGUUACUGUGGGUGAGAAGCUAAUUGUUCCCUACAAACUGGCUGAGGCUGGUACGGUCAGAGACUCCAUGGCCAAGUCUCUGUACAGUGCUCUGUUCGACUGGAUUGUCUUCAGGAUCAACCACGCUCUACUCAACAUCAGGGACCUGGAGGAAACCACUAAGAUAUUGUCCAUCGGAGUGCUGGACAUUUUUGGUUUUGAAGACUACGAGAACAACAGCUUUGAACAGUUCUGCAUCAACUUCGCCAACGAACGUCUCCAACACUACUUUAAUCAGCACAUCUUUAAGCUUGAACAAGAGGAGUACAGAGUAGAGGGCAUCAGCUGGAGGAACAUCGACUACAUCGACAACACCGGUUGCAUCCACCUGAUCAGUAAGAAGCCCACAGCACUGUUCCAUCUCCUGGACGAGGAGUGCAAUUUUCCCCAGGCCACCAACCAGACUUUGUUGGACAAGUUCAAGAGGCAGCAUGAGGGGAACAGCUACAUCGAGUUUCCUGCCGUUAUGGAGCCUGCCUUCAUCAUCCGACACUACGCUGGAAAAGUCAAAUACGGCGUCAAGGACUUCAGGGAGAAGAACACAGACCACAUGCGUCCGGACAUCGUAGCUUUACUAAAGAGCAGUAAAAAUGCGUUUAUCUGCGGGCUGAUCGGGAUUGACCCGUCAGCCACGUUCCGCUGGGCGGUACUACGAGCCUACUUCAGAGCCCUGGUGGCUUUUAGAGAGGCCGGAAAGAGACACACGCAGAAGAAAACUGGGCAUGAUGACGCUGCUCCCUGUGCAGUUUUGAAAAGUGUGGAUAGUUUUAGCUUUCUGCAGCACCCUGUGCAUCAGAGAAGCUUAGAGAUCCUGCAGAGAUGCAAAGAGGAGAAGUACAGUGUGGCGAGAAAGAGUCCACGCACACCUCUGUCAGACCUGCAGGGAAGCAACACCAUCAAUGAGAAAUCUCCACGGAGUUCCCCCGGCCUGGGAUGGAAUGGCCGAGUGGGUCGACAGAGCCGCCCAUCGCCCAGCAGCUCCACCACAGAAGAAGACGGCAUUUUUGUCAACUCAGCCAGCAGCAAACUCCUGGAGAGAGCUCAUGACAUACUCAUGAGGAACAAAACCUACAAGUCAAGGCCACUUCUUCCAAAGCACUUACUGAAUGUCAAGUCUCUGAAGUACCUCAGCAACCUCACGCUUCAUGACCGCAUCACCAAGUCACUGCUUCACCUCCACAAGAAGAAGAAACCACCCAGUAUCAGCGCACAGUUCCAGGCCUCUCUCAAUAAGCUAAUGGAGACUCUGGGUCAGUCUGAGCCUUAUUUUGUCAAGUGCAUCCGUUCCAAUGCUGAGAAGCUGCCCUUACGGUUUAAUGAUAACCUGGUGCUGAGGCAGCUACGUUAUACAGGCAUGCUGGAAACUGUGCGCAUUCGACAGUCAGGCUACAACAUCAAGUACAGCUUCAAGGAUUUUAUCCAUCAUUUCCAUGUGCUGCUCCCAGAAAGUGCUAGCGCCACCAAGGGUAGCAUCCAGGAGUGUCUGGACCAGCUGGACCUGGCACCUGACGGAUACCAAGUUGGAAAGACUAUGGUGUUUUUGCGUGAGGCUGAGCGCCAGCGACUGCAGGCCUUACUUCACACUGAAGUUCUCAGGUUCAUCGUGCUGCUGCAGCGACAGUUCAGAGCUCAGCUGGAAAGGAAGCAGUUCGUCAAGAUGAGAGAAGCUGCCAUCUGCAUCCAGAGAUGGUGGCGCAUGUACCGGCCCAUGGAAGAGGAGGAUGAGGAGGAAGAGGAGGAUGAAGACUACGACCCAGCUGUCCAGGAGGCUGCAGUGCUGUGUCUCCAGGCCCACUGGAGGGGUUAUAGGGAGCGUCAGAGGUUCAGGGAGUGGAGGGAAGCUGCUGUGGUUCUACAGAGGGCGUGGAGGAUGUGGCUGUAUCGACGCUGCACAGCGGCUCUGGUCAUACAGACCGCCUGGCGCUGCCAUCGGGCUAGAGAGGCCUAUCUACAGCUGCACACUUCUGUGGUACAACUACAGGCUUUGAGCAGAAGAUUCCUCGCCAGACAAAGCUUCAGAAAACUAAAGCAGCAGAGGCAGAAGGAGGAGGAGGAGCAGCAGGAGAAGCUGCUUCAGCUCCAGAAUGGACAGGUGAGUGUUUCCCCUGAAGAAGAGGAGUCACCAGAGGGGAUUCCAGGCUUGGACUUGAGCACAUGGGAGGAUCGUUCAUAUGAGGAAAGAGAAAGAAACCUGAAGGGCCAUAGCAGCCAUGAGGGGGCACUAAGGGAGGAGGGAGAAAGCGAAACUGCUAGGCCAAGGGAGAGUUUGUCUACAGUGCACUCUGAAACACCAGAACCUGCCUCGACAACCUCUGUAGUGGUUCGAGAAAGAUCUAGAACUGUCGACGAGCCCAGUCAGAAAACCACUCGUGCCAAAAGAGAGAGCCGGCGAAUGCGAGAGUUAGAGCAGGCCAAGUUCAGCCUGGAGCUUCUCAAGGUCCGUGCAACCAGUGGCGGGUCUUCAUCUCCAUCUGAUGAACGGCGCUGGUCUGUUGAGCUGGUGCCCCCCACAACCCCUCCUCUACUGUCACCACAGGGCACGCCUGACAGCCAGAGCUCCAAAGGCAGCUUCGAGCUCCUCAGUAUGGACGAAGAGCCACCGAAGGCGACAGAAGAGAUUGUAGACAGUGAGGACCCCUGCUCCCCUGUUCCCUCAGUGGGUCCAGAACCAGAGCCAUAUAUGGAGGUCGUUUCAACAAGCCCAGAGCCAGAGAACCCUCCCAGGACUGAGGUUUCUAAUACUGUAGCUCAACCAGGCAGCCAGGUCCAGCCUGUAACGGAUCCGGUAGCCCACUCACAUCCGCCCAAAAUCGAGAACUACCUCCCUACAUUUUACGUCCCUGCUAGCGAAGGCAGCACCGUCAUCACCCGCUGUCCUGCUGAGGAACCUCAACAGAACACAGACACUGUCAUUGCUGCAACCACCACUACAACAGUUAUCAAGCCCGUCAAAGACAGGCGAGAGUCAACACGGCGACCGGUGGUGGUGGUCAUUAGCAUGCAGAAAGAAACCCCACUGUGUGAGGAGCUGAAUGAAAUGGUCCGUCCCCCUGUAGAAGUUCGAGAUUCAGCAGCCCAGACAGGGGAGUUGACACCUUCACCACAGAAACCAGGUCCAACUCCUGUGCCUCAAGGUACGCCUGUCCCUCAGACUGACCAGGCUGUCAUAGACAAACUGGUUCGACUGAAUGAGGAAAAGGAGGAGAGGCAGCGGAAUCAGCAGCAGCAGAAUGAGAGGGAGAUGAUGGAGCAGAUCAGGCAGCAGAAAGAAGUCCUGGAGCGUCAGCGGCUUUUCUUCGCUCAGUACGAGAGAGACAUGUUUGAGAAGCAAAGAGGUGAGGCCUUGACCAGGAUAAAGCAGAGUCGGCAGGGUGGACAAGAUGUUGGCAGGACGGCCACCUCCGGUAAACCCCUCAGACCCAGUUCCCUGCUUAUUGACAGAACAACAGGGUCUCAAGGCAGAACCCAGUCAGAAUCCAUGGCCCCAUCAGCAGAGAUUCAACCCCAGUUGCCUCAUCCACCCGCAUCUGCUCCCAGAGAAAAACUCAAAGACAGCAGGCCUGUCACUGAAGGAUGGGCACCGAAGCUCACCCUGGAGACCAGAGAUGGAGGAGGAGCCAGAGUCAGACCUGCCCCCAAGAAGGUGCAGAGUAACCAGGGCACCACAGUUAAUAUGACUGACAAGCCAAGCAACAUCUUCUUCUCACCAAAGGAUAAAGUGACAUUUGCAAAGUUUGACACCGAGGUUGCCACUAAAGAGAUGCCUACCAGUCCUCAAGAGGGACCCACACCAGUCUCCAAGCCUUCAAAAGUAACAAAAGGACGGGAUGUUGGAAGAGCAGGCCAAAAAAAGAAAGCCAGAAUGGCACGGACCCGUUCCGACUUCCUCACCCGCGCCCCCAUCCUCUCAGUUGGGGGUGAUUCAGACGAGGAUGACUAUGAUGGCGAGAGCCCCGUCAGCCCCCGUCAUUACACACUGCCCCUCUCCAAACAGAAUGCAACGGAGGCGGGCUUAGGAGAGUCCUGUUUCAGUGACUCAGACAUGCCUGCAAGUGGCGAGGAGCAAAAGAAGAUACACAAAGCUAUGUCAUCAGGAGAUUUGGUAAAAGCCGACACACUGCGAAAGAACUCACAAGAUGGAAGGGUUCGUGGCAAAAUGCGUUUCUGGGGGAAAACUAAGUACGGGGAUAAGAAGAGAGAAAAGCUGAUUUGUGGAGCCGAUUCCCUGGACGGAGACUAUGGAGACACUGGGCCACUACUGGGAGAUGGUCAGGAAAACCUGUCCCCCCCCUGCAGUCCUGAUGUGACUUUGGAUCGAGCCUUCAGAGACUUGAAGGAGAAUAAGGAGCCUUCUCCCAAAGUGAAACGAAGGCGUAGUGUUAAAAUCAGUAGUGUGGCUCUGGAACCCGCCCAGUGGCAGAACGACGCACUGCAGAUCCUCACCUGCACCAACGACUACAGGAGCAUGAAUGACUUCCUAAUGAAGAAGAUCAGUGAUUUGGACACAGAAGACAGCAAGAAAGACACAAUGGUGGACGUUGUGUUUAAAAAGGCUCUGAAAGAAUUCCGUCUAAAUAUCUUCAAUUCGUACUCCACUGCACUGGCCAUGGAUGAUGGUAAAAGUAUUCGAUACAAAGACCUCUAUGCACUGUUUGAACAUAUCCUGGAGAAAACCAUGCGUCAAGAGCAGAGGGACUGGAGCGAGUCUCCUGUCAAAGUUUGGGUCAACACCUUUAAGGUCUUCCUGGACGAAUUCAUGAUAGAGUACAAAUCUCUGGACAGUACACUUGGCAAGCAGGUGCCCAAACCUGAACGCAAAAAACGGAGGAAAAAAGACACUGACAUUGUAGAGGAGCAUAAUGGUCAUAUCUUCAAGUCCACUCAGUACAGCAUCCCCACAUACUGUGAAUACUGCUCAUCGCUCAUCUGGAUGAUGGACCGGGCCUGUGUCUGCAAAUUGUGCCGGUACGCCUGCCACAGAAAGUGCUGCCAGAAGAUGACCACCAAAUGCAGUAAGAAGUUUGACCCAGAAUUGUCCUCCAGACAGUUUGGAGUUGAAGUUUCUCGCCUGACCAGUGACGAGCGAACGGUGCCGCUGGUGGUGGAAAAGCUGAUCAACUACAUUGAAAUGCACGGCCUCUACACAGAAGGAAUCUACCGGAAGUCUGGAUCCACCAACAAAAUUAAAGAACUCAAGCAAGGACUUGACACAGAUGUAAACAGCAUGAAUCUGGACGACUAUAAUAUCCACGUCAUUGCUAGCGUCUUCAAGCAGUGGCUCAGAGACUUACCUAAUCCUCUGAUGACAUUUGAGCUGUAUGGAGAGUUUAUACGUGCCAUGGCUUUGCAGGAUAAAAAGGAAAUGAUCAGAGGAGUGUAUUCAGUUAUUGACCAGUUAAGCAGAACUCACCUGAACACUCUGGAACGGCUUAUUUUUCAUCUUGUCAGGAUUGCUUUGCAAGAGGAGACGAACCGAAUGUCAGCAAACGCCUUGGCCAUAGUUUUUGCUCCGUGUAUUCUGCGUUGUCCAGACACCAUCGAUCCACUGCAGAGCGUCCAGGACAUCGGCAAAACCACUGCGUGUGUAGAACUUAUCAUCUGUGAACAGAUGAACAAGUACAAAGUACGACUAAAGGACAUCAACACCCUGGAGUUUGCUGAGAAUAAAGCCAAGUGCAGACUGACUCUGAUUCGACGGUCGAUGCAAAAUGCAGCUAAAAAGGGAAAAGGCCACAUCCAGCGGCUGAGUUACCACACCCCCUCGCCACCAGUUAGUCCCCGCCUACCUCCUGGGAAGGAUGCUGUGAUAGAGGAGAGCGGCGGAGAGGAAGGAGCCGAGUCAUUCAGUGAAAUCUCAGAGCAUCAGCAGGCAGCCAUGCAACAGGAAGAGAGAGUGUUGACAGAACAAAUUGAAAACCUUCAGAAAGAGAAGGAGGAGUUGACUUUUGAGAUGCUGACACUGGAGCCACGAGCAUCAGAUGAUGAAACUCUGGAGUCAGAGGCUUCGAUCGGUACAGCUGACAGUUCAGAAAACCUCAACGUGGACUCAGAGGGAACCAUUUCGGACUUCUCUGAGAGGGGCCCAGUAUUGACAUCCCCCUGGCCUCGAAGGUCCGAUGGAAGGAGCCCCCGGCAGCGGGUCCUCCGAAGACAGCCCGACUCUCUGGACUCUGUGGACUCUUGCUCUAGCGUCUCCUCCUUUUCCUCUUCGUCACACUUCAAUCCGUCAUCUUCAUCCUCCUCUUCCACCACCCGGCGCUUUCGUUUCCACUCUAAGUCUGCCUCCUUGACCUCCUCGGGUCCCUCCCAGGGCCACACCCCCCAGGCCUCCCGCUCAGAUACCUUAGACAGCUGUAGCCCUACAAGAGAUCCAGACGGUGCAUAUGAUGAAAAACCACAGUUCACCAGCCGAGGGACCUUUAAUCCAGAGAAAGGCAAACAGAAACUUAAGGGGACCAAACAUUCAACCCUGAGGCACACCCGCGAUGGUGGAGGCCACAGCAGGGACCCCCCGGACCUCCCCCAGCAGCUUGUAUUGUAUGGCAGUAAUGAAUUCAUGGUAUGAAGGACACUGGUACACCAAAGUACUCCCUAUGCAACUCCUUGGCAGAUAUAUGCUUUUCAAAGCGAGUUACACAAUGAACAACCAAUCUCCUUUCAUCAGAGCACUCUUGCUUAGCCUUUCUCCAUUGAAGUCUGCAAAGAAAUGUCCCCAAGUGCCGUGGAUAACAUUCCCACCUCCAGAGGCGCAGGAUGCUUGACAGAGGGACAGUCCAUCAGUGAAAGGGCUCCUCUUCUGUGGACUAAACUGCCACCCAUGCUCUUAUCGUGCCUUGGCAGCUCUUUACUUAGCGCCAAGAGGAGACGCACUGAGCAGGAGGAUGGAGAAAAGGGAAUGUUGGAUAAAGACCAUUCAGCAUCAGGGAAAGUUACCGGAGCUGGAAAGCUGAAGCAGUGUAAACAGUAUAUAAAAAGAAGUCUAUAUUAGCUGCUUUCUGAGUUUACAGUUCAUAACAAUCAGUGUAAGCAGUGGUUGCUUUGUUAUUACAAAUGUAUUUUUCCCCCUUACCUUUAUUUAAUAAAUUUUAAUGUCACAGAAAUUCUUUAUAGCAUAUAAUAUACAGGUAUAAAUAAUGUACAAAGCCGGAACACCAGUCUCUGCUGGGUAGCUGAAAUCGAAUAUUUAUCCUUUUGUUUUUUUGUUGUUUUUUUUUUUCCUUUUUUUGAGUAUCUUGGACAGAGAUGUACGGAUUUGGGCAACGGCUGAUUUGUAUGUGUGAGUGUGCAUGUGCCAAGCGCUCAUGCAUUCUUGUAUGUAUGUGUGAGAAAGCAGGAAGCACUUCUUGUUUUUUUAAGUUUGUGCUGCUUUUUCCCUCUAUAAGGGAAAUACCGUCAUCAAAGGGACCAAGUUAGCUGGUAUGUAUUCCAGCCAAGGGGAUCCCAGCUCUGUAAAGAAUGUUGGAUAUGUAUAAAAUCCCUGCAUUCACUGCUUAACAGCCAUACAACAAUUGUAAAGUACAAUACAGUUCAUAUGUACAGUGUAGUGGACAAAAAUGCCAUUAUAUUCUUGAACUCUCUUGUUACCCCACUCCCAAACCCACCCCUUGUAUCUAAAGUGUUUGCUCAAUAGCAACCAAGACAAAUCAUGAAACUAA
Messenger RNA from Sphaeramia orbicularis (orbiculate cardinalfish), 9557 nucleotides. RefSeq names its product myosin IXAa (gene myo9aa). The record is from RefSeq and is a predicted model, not a curated record. Gene Ontology annotation, molecular function: actin filament binding; microfilament motor activity; GTPase activator activity. The transcript is spliced from 44 exons. Gene Ontology annotation, cellular component: actin filament; axonal growth cone; myosin complex. Gene Ontology annotation, biological process: establishment of epithelial cell apical/basal polarity; intracellular signal transduction. NCBI's taxonomy places the organism in Eukaryota, Metazoa, Chordata, Actinopteri, Kurtiformes, Apogonidae. The coding region runs from base 401 to 8467 and encodes 2688 amino acids.